AUGCUCGGGCCCCGGCUGCUGCUGUUCCUCUCCUGCGGGGGUGCCCUGCUCAGCGCCGGUCUGGACGACAGCUCCUUGGUGCCCCCAGGCCUCCAGAGGCUGAAGGACUCCCCGCAGACAGCUCCAGACAGGGGCUGGUGCUCCACAUGGGGGGCCAGCCACUUCUCCACCUUCGACGGCCACGUGUAUGAUUUCUCGGGGACCUGCAACUACAUCUUUGCGGCCAUGUGCAAGGAUGCCUCGUCCACCUUCAGCGUGCAGCUACGGCGAGGGCCGAGCGGGAACAUCUCCCGGGUCAUCGUGGAGCUGGGGGCCUCUGUGGUCACUGUGGAGAAGGCGGUCAUCUCCGUCAAGGACAUGGGGGCCGUCAGCCUGCCCUACACCAGCAACGGGCUCCAGAUCACACCCUUCGGCCAGAGCGUGCGGCUGGUGGCCAAGCAGCUGGAGCUGGAGCUGGUGGUCAUGUGGGGUCCGGGCACCCACCUCAUGGUCCUGGUGGAGAAGAAGCACAUGGGCAAGAUGUGUGGGCUGUGUGGGAACUUCGACGGUGAGAAGACAAAUGAGUUUCUGAGCGAGGACGGCCGACCCCUGGAGCCCCCCAAGUACGCCGCCCUCCAGCAGCUGGAUGACCCCAGCGAGAUCUGUGCCUAUGAGGCCAGCCCCAGCCCCCGGGUCCUGCAGGCAGGGAACGCCCAGACCUGCAUCCAGCUGCUGACCCUGGUGUCCCCCGAGUGCAACGUGCCCAAGGAGCCCUUCCUGCUGAGCUGCCGGGCGGACAUGGCCACGUGUGCCCAACCCGGCCGGCACAACUGCAGCUGUGCCACGCUAUCUGAGUACUCGCGCCAGUGCAGCAUGGCCGGCCAGCCCGUCAACAGCUGGCGGGGCCCUGGCCUCUGUUCUGUGGGCCAGUGCCCAGCCAACCAGGUGUACCGGGAGUGCGGCGAGACCUGCGUGAGGACCUGCUCCAACCCGCAGCACAGCUGCUCCAGCUUCUGCACCUUCGGCUGCUUCUGCCCGGAAGGUAUGGUUCUGGACGACAUCUCCAAAAACCACAGCUGCGUGCCUGUCCCCCAGUGCCCCUGCAUGCUCCGCGGGGUGGUCUACGCCCCUGGGGAGGUCACGACAGCCGCCUGCCAGACCUGCCGGUGCUCCGGGGGCCACUGGGAGUGCGUGGAGCGGCCCUGCCCCAGGCGCUGUGCCCUGGAGGGCGGCUCCUUCGUCACCACAUUCGACGCCAGGCCCUACCGCUUCCACGGCACCUGCACCUACAUCCUCCUCCAGAGCCCCCAGCUCCCCGACGGGGGCUCGCUCAUGGCCGUGUACGACCAGUCUGGGUACUCACGCUCGGAGACAUCGCUGGCCGCUGUCAUCUACAUGUCCAGCCAGGACAAGAUUGUGAUUUCUCAGGACGAGGUGAUCACCAACAACAGGGACACCAAGUGGCUGCCGUAUAAGACUCGCAACAUCACAGUCUUCAGGCAGACAUCCACCCACAUCCAGAUGGUCACCACCUUCGGGAUGGAGCUCGUGAUCCAGCUGUGGCCCGUGUUCCAGGUGUACAUCACUGUCGGGCCCCAGUUCAGAGGCCAGACCAGAGGGCUCUGCGGCAACUUCAACGGGGACACGACGGACGACUUCACAACCAGCGUGGGCAUCGCCGAGGGCACCGCCUCGCUCUUCGUGGACUCCUGGCGGGCAGGAAACUGCCCAGCCGCGCUCGAGCGUGAGACUGACCCCUGCUCCAUGAGCCAGCUCAACAAGGUGUGCGCGGAGACCCACUGCGCGGUGCUGGUGAAGAAGGGCACGGUGUUCGAGAAGUGCCAUGCCGCCGUGGACCCCAAGCCCUUCUACAAGAGGUGCGUGUACCAGGCCUGCAACUACGAGGAGACCUUCCCGCACAUCUGCGCCGCCCUGGGCGACUACGCCCUCGCAUGCACCUCGCGGGGCGUCCUGCUCCAGGGCUGGAGGAGCAGCGUGGACAACUGCAGCACCCCUUGCACAGGCAACCAGACGUUCAGCUACGACAGCCAGGCCUGCGACCGCACGUGCCUGUCGCUGUCCGACCGUGAGGCUGAGUGCCACCCCAGCGCCGUGCCCGUGGACGGCUGCAACUGCCCCAAGGGCACCUACCUGAACCACAAGACCGAGUGUGUGCGUAAGGCCCAGUGUCCCUGCCUCCUGGACGGCUCCAAGUUCAUCCUGGCCGACCAGUCCACCAUGGUCAAUGGCAUCAUCUGCUACUGCGUCAACGGGCGGCUGAGCUGCCCGGCACAGCCUCAGAUGCUCUUGGCAACCUGCUCGGCCCCCAAGACGUUCCAGUCCUGCAGCCGGUCCUCGGAGGACAAGUUCGGGGCGGCCUGCGCCCCCACCUGUCAGAUGCUGGCCACCGGCACCCCCUGUGUGCCCACCAAGUGUGAGCCUGGCUGUGUCUGUGCCAAGGGGCUCUACGAGAACGCCAACGGGCAGUGUGUGCCCCCCGAGGAGUGCCCGUGCGAGUUUGCAGGCGUCUCCUAUCCCAAGGGCGCCGAGCUCCACACGGACUGCAAGAGCUGCAUCUGCUCUAGGGGGACAUGGUCGUGCCAGCAGAGUGCCCACUGCCCAUCCACCUGUACCCUCUACGGGGAGGGCCACGUGGUCACCUUCGACGGGCAGCGCUUCGUGUUUGAUGGCAACUGCGAGUACAUCCUGGCCACAGACAGCUGCGGUGCCAGCGACUCGCAGCCCACCUUCAAGAUCCUUACAGAGAACGUCGUGUGUGGGAAGUCAGGCGUCACCUGCUCACGGGCCAUCAAGAUCUUCCUGGGGGGCCUGUCCAUCGUGCUGGCGGAUAGGAACUACACGGUCAGCGGGGAGGACCCCAGCAUGCACUUCCGGGUCAAGGCCAGCUCCCUGCACCUGGUGCUGGAUGCCACCAUCAGCAGCACAUACCACCUGACCCUCAUCUGGAACAAGCACAUGACCGUCUUCAUCAAGAUCGCCCGUGCCUCCCAGGACGCCCUCUGCGGCUUGUGCGGCAACUACAACGGGAACAUGAAGGACGACUUCCAGACACGCAGCAAGUACCUGGCGUCCAGCGAGCUGGAGUUCGUGAACUCCUGGAAGGAGAGCCCGCUGUGCGGGGACACCACCUUCACGCUGGACCCCUGCAGCCUCAACACCUUCCGUCGCUCCUGGGCUGAGCGCAAGUGCGCCAUCAUCAACAGCCAGACCUUCGCCGCCUGCCACGGCCAGGUGUACCGCCUGCCUUACUAUGAGGCCUGCGUGCGCGACGCGUGUGGGUGUGACGCCGGUGGGGACUGCGAGUGCCUGUGUGACGCCGUGGCCGCCUACGCCCAGGCCUGCCUGGACAAGGGCGUGUGCGUGGACUGGCGGUCCCCAGACUUCUGCCCCAUCUACUGCGACUUCUACAACACCCACACGCACGUGGGCGGCGGCAAGUACCAGUAUGCCCAGGAGGCCAACUGUACAUGGCACUACCAGCCAUGCCUCUGCCCCGAGUGGCCGCAGAGCGUCCCGGGCGCCAACAUCGAAGGCUGCUACAACUGCUCCCAGAACGAGUACUUCGACCACGACAAGGGGAUGUGCUUGCCAUGCAGACCUCCUGGGACUCCCUACCCCACAACAACAGCAUGUGUGCCACACUCAGGCUUGCCUGGCACAGAAACCAGGCCCACCACAGCCACGGCCAGUACCACAGUGACCCCCAGCACCACUGGGCUGAGCUCCCCCAGACCCUCGCCAAGCUCCCCGGCCACACCUGAGGCCCCGACCCGGACACCCAGCCUUCCGGCCACAGCCACAGCCCCCACCACCCGGACACAACCAACAUUCUCCUCGGGAGAGUCGUCUCGAACCACCUCCACUGUCACCACACGGGCCACAGCAGCGCCGACCGCCACGGCCACUCGAAGGUCGACAGCCACAGCACCCACCGUGACCCGGGCCACAACGCAGCCCACAGGAUCCUCCCCCAGCACAGCCACGCGGUCCACAGCUCGGUCCACGGCGCGAACCACAGCAGCCCCGCCAACCCCGGCAACAUCAGGGACCUCCACAGUGUCCCCCGCAAACUCGCCACUGACAAAGACCACAACAGGGACCACCAUACCCAGAACCCCGCCACUGACAAAGACCACAAUAGGGACCACGCGAGCCCAGAACUCGGUCAGCACAGCCACAACCUCCACGGCCCCGGUAUCACACUCUACUUCAAAUGCCCUCCAUGUAACCACGUCCCCACCAUUCACCACCAACUCCCGUAAAUCCACCACUAGAGGUGCAGGCGUGACACACACCACCACCGCCAUCCACACUGGGCCACACACCCCUUUCACCACUCACUCCACCCCUACCCGUUCUGUCCCCACCACCUCCCAAACAACAGCUCCAUCCACGGGAACACCCUUCCAGACCACUACCACCUACCCUAUCACAUCACACCCAGAGACCCUCCCCAUCCAUGUGUCAACAUCUGCCACUUCUUUGGUGACUCCAACCUCUCACCGAGUCAUCACCCCAACAAGGUCCCACACUACCUCCACCACUCCAAAGCCAACUGGCACCCCACCCACAUCAACACACAGCACAACAGGGACCGCCACACCCACUGCCCCACUGUUGACGAAGACCACGACUGGGACCACGCGAGCCCAGAACUCGGUCAGCACAGCCACAACCUCCACGGCCCCGGUAUCACACUCUACUUCAAAUGCCCUCCAUGUAACCACGUCCCCACCAUUCACCACCAUCUCCCUUAAAUCCACCAGUAGAGGCACAGGGACACCCGUGACACACACCACCACGGCCACCCACACUGGGCCACACACCCCUUUCACCACUCACUCCAUCCCCACCCGUUCUGUCCCCACCACUUCCCACACAACAGCUCCAUCCACAGGAACACCCUUGCAGACCACUACCACCUAUCCCAUCACAUCACACCCAGAGACCCUUCCCAUCCACGUGUCAACAUCUGCCACCUCAUCGGUGGCUCCAACCUCUCACCGAGUCAUCACCCCAACAGAGUCCCAUGCUACCUCCUCCACCCCAAAGCCAACUGCCACCAUCAUGCCUGUCAGGUCCUCCUUCUCACCUCCAUCCUCUCCCACCCUGUCCCCUCUCCCCACUUCCAGUACCACAGUCCUGCCUACCUCCCGGACCACAGCCAGCAACCCCACCUCCUCAGCUCUGUCCUCUCGGUCCACUACCUCACAGCCCACCUCUCUCACGACCCGAGCCCCUACGCAGGGCCUCCUGUCUUCUACCCUGGGGGUGACAGCCAUCCCGAAUUCUCCAGCCACCAACCUCACCACCAGACAGCCAAGUACCACCGGGUUGCCGGCCACCGUAUUCCUGACCAGCUCCAUCACUGCGCAUGGAAGCUCCUCCUUGCCCACUGCCGGGUCCUUUUCCACCAGGGGCCAAUCCAUCUCCUCUCUCAUCACAUCUCUACCCAGUUCUCCAGGGACCUGCAGCGUGAGGGAGUUUGAGGAAGAGGUCACUUACCAGGGGUGCACGGCCAACGUGACGGUGACCCGCUGCGAGGGCGUCUGCGCCUCCUCAGCCAGCUUCAACACCGACACCAUGCGAGUGGACACCAACUGUAGCUGCUGCCACCCGCUCAGCUCCCACGAGAAGCAGCUCGUGCUGCCCUGCCCGGACCCCAGGGUGAGGGGACAGCGGCUGACGCUCACGCUGCAGGUAUUCAGCAGCUGCACGUGCCGCUCCCAGCGCUGCAGAGACUAG
This is a messenger RNA of Balaenoptera ricei (Rice's whale), 5745 nucleotides long. It is a transcript of the gene MUC6, whose product is annotated as mucin 6, oligomeric mucus/gel-forming. The transcript has 35 exons. The coding region runs from base 1 to 5745 and encodes 1914 amino acids. NCBI's taxonomy places the organism in Eukaryota, Metazoa, Chordata, Mammalia, Artiodactyla, Balaenopteridae. The record is from RefSeq and is a predicted model, not a curated record. Gene Ontology annotation, molecular function: protein binding. Gene Ontology annotation, cellular component: extracellular matrix.